Molecule: messenger RNA, 595 nt
Organism: Triticum urartu
Lineage: Eukaryota; Viridiplantae; Streptophyta; Magnoliopsida; Poales; Poaceae
Source: RefSeq, a predicted model, not a curated record
AGCACGACACAUAAUCAUCAUCGUCUUCGCCUCCAACCUCUCCGCCAUGGCAGUCAUCAGCAUAGUAUUCAUCUGGACAUGAAUGAGGCCCAGGAGAGACGACCUCCACGACGACAUGGAUGGCUCAGGCCAGAUCAUCCGCACCAGCAUGUCGUCACAGCUCGGCUUCCGGUACGAGGAUCUGCGCAAGGCGACUAAUGACUUAAAUCAAUCAGAUCAACAAGCUUGCCCAGGGUGGCUAUGGUUCAGUUUACAAGGGUGUGCUUCCGGAUGGCCGGGAGAUCGCCGUGAAGCGGCUCUACCUCAACUUGCGGCAGUGGAUCAACUAGUUCUUCAACGAGGUGAAGCUCGUCAGCCAGGUGCAGCACAAGAACCUCAUCAAGCUCCUCGGGUGCAGCGUCGAGGGUCCCGAGAGCCUCCUCGUCUACGAGUACCUCUGCAACACCAGCCUCGAUCACUACCUCUUUGGUAAGAAAAGAAAACAAUCCCUGCAUUCCGAAGUGAAAGAUAAUCUGUAAUGCCCUCGAUGCGGCUAUAGCUCCCACGUGUCGAGGCACGACUUAGAGACAUAACCGCAUUGAAAGCAAUGUCGCAA